Rotaria sp. Silwood2 is the source of this 1821-nucleotide messenger RNA. Lineage: Eukaryota; Metazoa; Rotifera; Eurotatoria; Philodinida; Philodinidae. The record is from the annotation of a GenBank genome assembly.
AUGCAAAAACAAGACCGUUUCGAACGCUAUACACCACAAUAUCCUUUACCUGUUGAUAUAACAAAUAUGUCUCGACAAGAUACGGUCUGUCAAUUUUGUGGUGUUUCUUAUUUAAUUCAUAAUGAAAUAAAAGCACUUGAAACAAAAUGUCAAAAACUUGAAGCUGAUUUAGCUUAUUAUGCUGGUAUAAGUUCACGUGAAAGUGCUUUAGAACAAACAUUACAAAGUGAACGAGCACGUAUGUCUGAUCUUGAAUCAAAUCUUGCGAUUAGUACUCACAAACUCAAUGAAAUGAUAAGAAAACUUCAAUUAGUACAAGAUCAAUUAGAACAAUCAAUAAAUGCUCAUCAAGAAACGAAAAAUUCGUUUUCAAAAUAUUCAUCAAAGCUACGAUUUACACGUAAUCAAAUAGAAAAUAUUCGAAAAGAAUAUUUGAUUUUACAAGAUUUCUAUUCAAAUGAUAUUCAAAAUCGGAAUAUGCAUUUACAAACUGCUGAAAAUACAUUACAAAAAGAAAUUCGAAUAAUAAUCGAUAAAUAUACAAAACAAAUUGAUAAUUAUCAAAUAGAAAUUGAACAAUAUCAACAACAACUCAACGAAAAAAAUCAAUCUUUUCGAGAUCUUCAAAUAAAAUAUCAACAAUCUCAACUUCAAUCAAAUGAAUCACAUACGAUAACUGAAAAUGAUUUAGAAGCAGCUCGAGAAGAAAUUGAAAUUCAAAAAAAUGAACUAUCAUAUUUACGUGAACAAAUAUCACAAUUUGAACAAACUAAAAUACAAUUACAAAAUGAUUUAGAACAAACAAAACAAUAUAUUCAACAAUUAGAAAAACAACUAUCUGAUAAAGAUCAAUCAAAAAAGAAUAGUGAUUUAAUUAUUGAUCAAUAUCGACAACAACUUACAAAUGAAAAAGAACUUCGAUUAAAAGCUAAUACAGAACUAGAAAAUAUUCGAUCAAAAUUUCUUCAAUUAACAGAUGACUAUGAACAAUUGAAUAUAAUGAAAAAAGAUUUUGAAACAAAUGAAUUAAAUACUCGACGAAAAAUCGAUGAAAUUAAUCGAUCACGUCAAGCUGUUCUUGAUCGUACACGUGAUGAAUAUGAAAAACUAUUAAGAAAAUAUACUGAUCUUGAUGAAGUCUAUCAUGAACUUGUUAAUUUACGAGACAAAGAUAGUUUAGAAUCAAAAACAAUACGUUCUGAACUUGAACGUUUACAUAAUGAAAAUAUUGAAUUAAAAAAACAACGAGAAACACUUAAUAUUACACAUGAUAUACAAAUGAAAAAACUUCAUGAUACUUAUUCAAUUAAAUUACGUGAAGCUGAACAAUGGCCUGAUCGUCUUCAAACUGAAUUAAGUCGUGAACGUGAACAUCAUCGAAUACAAAUUCAUGAACUUGAACAAAGUCUAAAAGAAAACUUUUUAACUGAAUUAAAUAUUGAAAAACAAAAAUAUACUGGUCUUUUACGUAAAUAUGAACAUGAUUCUGGUUAUUCAACAGAACAACUUCGUCAUGAAUUACUUUCAACAGAAAAAGUAACAAUUGAACAACGACACUAUUAUGCAAAACAAAUCGAACAACUUGAAAAAGAUAAAAUUGAUUUAAAAAAAGAAUUAGAUACAUUAAGAGAUGUUCUUAAAGAAUUACAUGAACAAAUGAAUAAUCAAGAAUCAAUGAGUAAUGACCGAGUAAAUAAUCUAAAAAUAAAAGAAGAUUUAUUAGCGAAAGAAACAAGUUUAUUUCAAGCACAAUCGACUAUCAAUGAAUUACACAAAUGUUUAGAACAAACACGAGAAGAAGUAUUUUAUUUCUUAUUCUAG